AUGAGUUCACCUAAAAAGGUGUCAAGUAAAAUUGCUCAACUUAUUGGACAAUAUGAACAAUUAGAAGCAAAAAAACAAGAAGAAUUAGAAAGAGAACAAAAGGUAAAGUCACAAACACGGAACCAUCCAAACCGAGUUGUUGUUAAACAGUCAACGCUAAAAAUUCAAAGAAAGAAAAGCUCUAAAUCUUCUUCAAGUAGUGAGGAAAUAACAGCUUCUAAAACACCUCAAAAAACAUUUAAACCAGCAAAACAACAAGGAAAAAUUGCUAUUCUUACUAAACAAUUAGCUGGUGGAUUUGACACUAAACAAUCUAGUUUUGAAAUAGAACAAAAAGAAAUUGAAAAAAAUACUACGUCUAUUGAAGAUGAAUCAGUUAAAAGUCUUGAUGAUUCUAAACAAUCACUUCCUGAAGUUAGUAAAGACAAUGUUAAUGAGUCUAGUUCUACUCUUACAAAUGGAGAAAAAAAACUCUCAACUUCAUUAUGUAAUGAACAAGAUGAAUUACAAAAGUCAAAAUCAUCCUCUUCAACUGAUAACAAAAAUGAUAAAAGAGAUGAAAUUCAUUUUGUGGAUGUUUUACCCAAAAAUGAAGAAAAAGAGAUUUCUAUGGAGAUUGAAUCUUCAAAAACAGAAGAAGAAAAGUCAAAUUUACAAAUUCCUUCAUUAAAUUUAAGUGAAGGUAAAGAUAAGAAUGAGUCUGUUGAGAUUGCUAAAGUCUUAAAAAAGUCUAAUUCUUCAAAUAACUCUGGUGAAGAAGAUAAACAAGAUGAAGAAGUAUCUUGUGAAAAAUUUGAUUCUCAAGAAGAAAAAAAAGAAGAAAUGAUUAAAGCUGAAGUGUCUCAAAAUAAAGAAGUAAAGGAUAAAUCAACAACAACUCCCUCUUUAGAAGUUUCUGAACAAAUUGAGCAAAAAUUAAAGGAAAGUAUUAGUCAAGAAGUAGUUACACAAUCUGAAGAAGUUAAAGAGACAUCACCUACAAUAAAAGAGGAUGAUAGCUUGAGUGAUGAAGAAAAAGAGGAUGAUAGCUUGAGUGAUGAAGAAAAAGAGGUUCAUGAUAAAGAAACAGUAUUACCAAAUAAUGGAGAAGAACCUAAAGAAGCAUCAAUUCAUUCACAAUCACCAAUUGAUUAUUCAAAUAAUGAAAUUGAUACAAAUAACAGUGUUGAGAAAGACCUUCAGGAAAAAACCUCUAAGCCUCAUUCUGAAGAAGGUCAUAUUAUUAAAGGUAAUGUUUUAAUAAUAAGUGAUGACGUUAAGCAUACUAAUUCAAGUGAGUUUAGUGAAUCUUCACAUGGUGGAGAUUAUAAAGAUGUUAUGGUUUGUGUUGGAGAAAAUAAGAAAACUCCUUCAGGAUCAUCUUUGUCAAAUGACCAAAAGGAAGAACCAAUUACUAACAUUAAUGAAUCAAAUCAAGAAAAUAUAGUGGUUAAUGGUAUGGAAUUUUCUAUUAAAAAUGAGAAUAAAAUUUCAUCAUCGUCAGCUAAAUCCUCUUUAUGUUCAGUUGAAGAAAGAGACAAAGAAGUUUAUGUUAAUAUUGAUGACCAGAAAGGUGCAUCACCCACAAUUAAAGAAUAUAGCUCUUCUGAUUCUAUGGAUGAAGAAAUGAUAGGAACAGUUGUUGUUGGAGUUGUUAACGAGCUUGUUGAACAAAUUCAAAAUGAACCCAAAGAGGAGGUUAAUCAACCAGUAUUAGAAUCAUCUCCUUCCUUAUCAGAAGGAAAGAAAGAUGAAAAGUCAAUAAUUUCUUCAAAUGGAGAUGAAAAGGAAAUACAACCACCAAAUUUAGAUGAACAGACAAUUGCUUCGAUUCAAGAUUUAGUAACGAGUAAAAUAGAAGCAUGUCAAAAGAAAAACGAAACUGAAAAUGCUGCAGAACUAGAUUUAUCAAAUUCAUCAAUACCAGAGAAAGUUACAACUCAAAGUAACAGUAGCUCUGAUGAGGGGAUGGAAGUUCAACAUGAAUAUGCUAAUGUUAUUGAAAAUGAAGUAAUUGAAACUAUAAAAAGUAAAAUUAAAGAAGAAAAUGAUAAUGAGUUAACAAAUGAAGAACAACAAAAACAAGAAGAAACAAAAAUUAAAUUUAUUAUAAAAGAAGUUACUUCAGAAACUCCUUCAAGUUCUGAAGAGGAGUCUACAGAGGUAACAGAUAAAGAAGUAAUAAGUGCAAGUGAAGAAAAUAAAGAAGAAAAUGCUACUAACCAAGUUAUUCUCGAAGAACCAAAACAACAAGUUGAUGAAGAACCAAAACAACAAGUUGAUGAAGAACCAAAACAACAAGUUGAUGAAGAACCAAAACAACAAGUUGAUGAAGAACCAAAACAACAAGUUGAUGAAGAACCAAAACAACAAGUUGAUGAAGAACCAAAACAACAAGUUGAUGAAGAACCAAAACAACAAGUUGAUGAAGAACCAAAACAACAAGUUGAUGAAGAACCAAAACAACAAGUUGAUGAAGAACCAAAACAACAAGUUGAUGAAGAACCAAAACAACAAGUUGAUGAAGAACCAAAACAACAAGUUGAUGAAGAACCAAAUGUACGUGACAUUCAAAACAAUGAAUUAAUAACUAAAGAAAAGGAAAUCCAACCAACAGACUCUUUAACACUUUCUAGUGAAGAUAAAAAAGAAUCAAAAGUUAAUAAUUUAUCAGAACGUCCUUCUGAAAAAGGACGUCUUACCUAUGAGCAAAAAGAAAUAAAUGAAUUCUUCAAUAAAAUUGAUGGAGAAGUUCAACUAAUACCAGUUCAAAAGAUUAAGUCUAAACCAGGAAAAAGAAAACAAAUAACUAAAGAAGGAUUUGCUUAUCGUAAGACAUUAUCGUGUGAGACAGACCAAUCACUCAAUAAAGUUAGAAGUCAAGAUUCUCCUUCAGGAGAAAUGGUCCCACCAAAGAAAGUGCCUGUUGGAGGAGUAUCUUUGUUUGGUGGAUUUAAUCCUGCGAAAGUUUCAUUGAGAAAGACUAACUACCCAAAGGAAGAAAAGGAAAGUAGUAUUCAAAAUUCUGAAUCAAAUCCUCCACCAAGAAGUAUUUCUGAAAACACAAGCCGUCCUGGAGUACCAGGAGGACAACCACUAUUUGGAGGAUUUAAUCCUGCAACAUUUAAAUUAAAAAAGACUACAGUAAAGAAAGAAAACAUACCAGAAAAGAAGUCACAAGAAGAAAUUCCUGAAUUUAUGAAACUCAAAUUAAAGAAAACAGAAAAGUGA
Messenger RNA from Entamoeba histolytica HM-1:IMSS, 3210 nucleotides. RefSeq names its product Uro-adherence factor A precursor, putative. The coding region runs from base 1 to 3210 and encodes 1069 amino acids. NCBI's taxonomy places the organism in Eukaryota, Evosea, Mastigamoebida, Endamoebidae. The record is from RefSeq and is a predicted model, not a curated record. The transcript has a single exon.